Melampsora larici-populina 98AG31 is the source of this 849-nucleotide messenger RNA. RefSeq lists its product as uncharacterized. Bases 1 to 849 code for a protein of 282 amino acids. NCBI's taxonomy places the organism in Eukaryota, Fungi, Basidiomycota, Pucciniomycetes, Pucciniales, Melampsoraceae. The record is from RefSeq and is a predicted model, not a curated record. The transcript has 3 exons.
AUGGACAACUUCAAAGCACCUCAUGUCUGUAACUGCGAGGAGCUUGGAUGUGGACCAGAACGCUUUGAGCUUCGAGGAGUCCUCUACACCGGCAAGACCAGAACCCGUCAAAAUGGUGAGAAGCACGAAGCAAAACUGCGCCGGAUACGUCUAAAAACGUCUAGUUCAUCUAAUGGCCAAUUUCAAGAGAGAAAUAAUCUACCAGCACGCCGACGAUCACUGAGUACAGGAGAUAUAACAGCAAAUCAAGCAUAUAUUGAUCAAUCAAUGGGGCCGAUUGUUGGUGCAGCACAGCUUGGAAGACGCCGAUCUAGCUCUGUGGAAACCGUUCAAGUCUCGGCCAAUCAUCAAAACACACAGCCUCCAGCUUCAAUCACUGUAUCAACUGCGGGUUUCCAGAGGCAGCAAGUAUAUCUCCAGCGUCCCGCAUGCCUCAUUGCUAUGCUUCGAGUCGCACAUGCAAGUAUCAUUCAGAAUGCUGUGCACGACGAUUGCCGAAAAUCACUUCACAUGGCCAAGCUUGAACUAGCGCAGUCAGCCAAGGAUCACGGAUAUACUGGACGUCCUUAUUGGGAAGAUCUUCCUCUCUCGGUUCCGACACUAUUCACAAUGCUCAAUCUCGAUGUUAAUAUGAAAACCGAAGUCUGCUGUCCAGAUUGUUUUGCUUUACAUGGUCAACCAGGUGCCAAACCUGAUGGCACCUACAAACUUAAUAAUCCGCCGGCCCUGUGGGGGAAUUCUCUACUCCGACACGCCACUCAAGCCGUACCGCCAAUUUCACUAUCAAUCCCUUCAAUCGUGGCUGGCCCGGAUGCUGCUUGUUCCUGGAUUCGAAGACGCUUUGGAUGA